Molecule: messenger RNA, 1169 nt
Organism: Zootermopsis nevadensis
Lineage: Eukaryota; Metazoa; Arthropoda; Insecta; Blattodea; Termopsidae
Product: farnesol dehydrogenase
Source: RefSeq, a predicted model, not a curated record
AGGAUUUUUAAUGCGAUGGAUUCCCCUUGCCUUCAGCAUCCUAUGUCGCUGACCCAUCCGGGUUCAUCCGCCUUUAGGGGUGAUUUCUCAUCCCAAGGGCAUGAGGGUGCCCUGAACCUCCACCCUCCGAAGAGGCUGUUGGCACUUGGUAGAGGGGGGACCACUUAUACCGGUGGUCACUCGGUCUGUGGACGCAGUUUAACGUCAUGCCCGGGACAGAGCAAGCCACUGAGUUUAUCAAUUAGAGAGUCAGAUGAUCUGAAAGCCAGGCACUUAACAGACCAUCCUGUCUUAAAUGCCGAGAACAAAAUGGAGCGAUGGUCAGGUCGUGUUGCCCUGGUAACAGGAGCCAGUGCUGGUAUAGGAGCUGCUACUGCUGAAGAACUCGUCAAGAAAGGUCUGAAAGUGGUCGGACUGGCGCGCAGAGUGGAAAAAAUCGAGGAGCUAGCCGAGUCCCUGAAAUCCGCGCCUGGCAAACUGUAUGCUCUCAAAUGCGAUGUUACGAAAGAGUCUGAAGUGCAGGCGGCCUUCGAGUGGAUCAAGACGAAACUUGGCGGAGUCGAUAUUCUCAUCAACAACGCCGGAACCGCUAGCAACAGCAAACUCAUAAGCGGUCCAGUGGAGAAAUGGAGAAAAAUCUUUGAUCUCAACGUCCUGGGUCUCAGUUUGUGCACCAAGGAAGCGCUCAAGUCCAUGAAGGAGCGGGGAGUGGACGACGGACACAUCGUCCACAUCAACAGCAUCGUAGGUCACACGAUCCCACAUUCUGAUCUUGUCGACCACAUGUACUGUGCGUCAAAGCACGCCGUCACGGCGCUGACUGAGGGACUUCGUCGAGAACUGGUUAAGCAGAACUCAAAGAUAAGGGUCACUAGCGUGAGCCCUGGGAUGGUAGCAACAGAAUUCAUGGCCGCGUCUGGAAGACCUGUCGACCCCGAACAAGUUUACGGUAGCCAUCCUCACUUGGUGGCAAAGGACGUAGCAGACGCCAUUUUGUACUCGCUCGGAGUGCCUCAACAUGUACAGAUUCAUGAACUCACCAUUAAACCUGUUGGGGAGACUUUCUAGCAACUCCAGAAUCAGUCUCUGGAAGGUAAACAUGAUGAAAAACGAGAAUUGUAUAAAUCGAGAACACGUGUCUAAAUAAAGGCGGCAUGCAGUUCCAUGUA